Molecule: messenger RNA, 3497 nt
Organism: Psylliodes chrysocephalus
Lineage: Eukaryota; Metazoa; Arthropoda; Insecta; Coleoptera; Chrysomelidae
Source: the annotation of a GenBank genome assembly
UAUAUUAUUGCUGCAUUAUCCUAUGCCUUUGGCAAAACUCGUGUUUGUUUUGAUUCGAACAAUCGUCAAUUGUCGAUUGCAGUUCUCAAAUACACUUGACAAAUUCAACAUAUCACGAGGAAUAACUUUACUGAAUUUGAUGAGUGUAAUCAGUGUAAUUCACUGAUUCAUGAAAGAAUAAUCUUUUAUUUUUAGAACUUUUAGUUAGUUCCAGUUAGUUCACUUUAGUUGGCGGACCUGAUAACUUAUAUUGUGGAGAUGUUGAAGUUUGUAACUUGUUUUGUUACUAAAUGAAUAUUGGUAUUAUUGGUGUUAGUGUUAAACGGUAAACAUGGCGAAGUGUUAUUUUUCUUGCCUAACUUUUAUUGUGUUCUUAUUCAUUAGUUUUAAAAUAUCUGCUUGUUUGAGACAAAUUGAUUUGAACCUAUAUGCAAUAAAUGAGGAUCAUCAGAGCUCUGACUAUUCAUUAGUAUUUAAUUUUUUGGACAAUGAAGAUCUGAGGCAUGAUAUUGAAAAGAGAGACAUAAGCAAUACAACUGUACAUAAUUCUACUAGUGUCCCAUAUAACACUGCAAAACAACCAUCGUCUACACAGACAACAAAAAAAAUUGUGGCGGUGCCACUCCAAAAAACUAUUUCCAACGUUUCAAUUCCGCUUCUCCAAAAAAAUCUUGGUGAGAAUGGAACAGGCAUUAGAAAAGAUUUAACUGCAAAAACUCCUCCGUUAUUACACAACAUUACAGUACCAAUUAGUACAAAUACAAAUGUGAACCCGAGUACAACAGUAAAUACGAAUGUAAAGCCAAUAAAUAACGUUGAAGAUUUAGGUGGUUUCGGUGAUCCCGAUGAUUUGGAUACUGAGGACGGCGAGAAGAGGUUUAAUGAAACGUUGACUGAACAUAAUGUGACCAGUACUAAAACGGAUCCCAAUUUGUUCUACAACACUUCAAUCUAUAGUGUGCCGAAUAUCGGACAUUUUUAUUGGGUGAAUAUGACCAAUCGGACCGACGUCAAGAUAAGUGACCUUUUGUCUCAUUCACAUCGUAGGGCAGCAACAGUAAAAUUGUCCUUCGACUUUCCAUUUUAUGGCCACCUAAUCAAAAAUGUCACUAUAGCCACGGGAGGCUUUCUCUAUACAGGAGACUACGUACACUCAUGGUUAGCGGCGACUCAAUACAUAGCGCCUCUGAUGGCAAACUUCGAUACCAGUCUUUCCAACGACAGUUUCAUCAAAUACGUGGACAAUGGUACAGCUUUUACCGUCGAAUGGGAAAAAGUGACCUUACAAGACAAACCCGAAGAUGGCGAAUUCACUUUCCAAGUAACAUUGUUUAAGAACGGAGAUAUCGUAUUCGUUUACGAAUCUAUACCUUUGCUUGUCGAUCAUAUUCAAGAGUUACAUCAUCCUGUCAAAGUUGGCUUGUCGGAUGCGUACAUCAUGGAUCAAUUUGUGUUUUUAAUUCGCAGAAAAACAAUUUACGAAUACGACAGAGUCAAUUUUAACAAAACAUUUAUUAAGAACUGGACAACUAUUGUAUUAAAGGCGCUUCCUACUUGUUUGGAUGCUCACGAUUGUGACUCGUGUUUGUCAAGAAAUCUAAAGUUCCAGUGUUUCUGGUGUCCGGCUAUGGGAAAGUGCUCGCAAGGCUUUGAUAGACAUCGGCAAAAUUGGUUAGCCCACGGUUGCGACAAAACCAGCUUCUCUAACCUCACUCAUUGCUCAGCAUCUUCCGCUUUACAUACGGAAGAAUAUUCAAAUUUCCUCGAUCACAACUUAGUCGAAGAUCAACCGAAAGCUCUCGCGGGCAUGGUGGACGCGACGAGCAUGAAACAAGAUGGCGGUUUCUCGGGAUUACUCGCCAUUUUGUUUUUGAUAGGAAUGAUAUCUGGUUUGACUUUGUGGGUGUUUUAUGCUUACAGGAAUCCUCAUACUACCAGCGGACAAAUUUUGAUAAGGUAUCGUCCGAGUCAGUGGAGAUGGAGAAGAGGCGAAGCAAGAUACACCGCCGCCACUAUUCACAUGUGAUGUAACCAAUAAUUUAGAUUUUUUAACAUAUCAAACCAUCAUAAGGCAAAUAAGAGUUCUCUAAAAAAAAAUGAAAAAUAAUCGCGCAUGAACGAAACAUUUUUAUCAAUUUUUUUAGAGAACCCGUGUUUUAUCUAGAGUUGUGCAACAAUAUUUCUGUGAUAAUUAAGAAAGGAUACAAUAUAACAUGUUAGAGGAUGUUUAAAAGACGAUCAAAUUCUAUUUGAAAUUUUUGUUUAUAAACUGUAGUAAUUGUUCAUAUAUUGUUUAUUUUAUUUAAAUAUAAUUUAACAUAAUUUUUCUCUUUACAGUGAUACACAAAGCCUUUAACACUACUAAUUAAAAAUCAUUUGAAUUGUACAGGAUGAUUCAAAUUUAAGAAUUUGUUUUUUUUUUUAAAUGUAUUUGAUUACACGGAAAAAAACAGUAAAGUUUCUGCAAUGUAACCUAUAUGUAAUUUUCGUUCUUGAAAUUUAUGAAUGAUUCUUAAUUCAUGAUUAUUUAAAACACAUCUACAAUCGCCUGCGAUAUGUGCAGCCAAGAUAUUAAAGUAUCGAAUAAAAUGAUAGACAUUUCAAUUAUCUUUCAUUCCACAUAAAUAGAUGUUUUUUUGUUUUUAGGAGAAAGGUCAUACACAAAUGUUACUUUAUUUUUUCUAUAGAAUCAAAGGACACUAUCAAAAUAACUUUUGGAACAUAAUUGUUUUUAAUUUGUAGUAUUAAUGGACCUGUAUAUAUCCGUGUUAAGAUUUUUUUUAAAUGUUAGUUUUCUUUACAUUUUUGUAAACAUUAUGUCUCCGAUUUUUAUCAUUUUUAUAAUUUUAAAUGUAUUUAUUUUAGAUAUGUUUCAUUUAUUUACAAAAAAACAAAAAUAGUGUUUGAGAAUCUGUUGAACAAUGUUUUCUAAAAAAAUAGGGUGUUAUUAAUUGACGAUAAUAAUUACUAUGGCCUUCCAUAGUGCCUUGAAGACGAUAUUUUUAUAUACAUAUUUGAGAGAUAUAUGUUGUUUCAAGUGUAUAUAUAUAAUAAACGAUAAAUACUGUUUUAUUUUGUACAUUGUUUUUAUCACGUUCCUAAAUAAUUGUUAAAUAUGCCGACAAAAACAAACAUUUUGAUCAUUUUCAAUGUCCAAGAAAGUAUUUAGUAGUAAAUUUAAAAUAUUUUGCUAAAAUUGAAUUUUGCUUUAGUUUUCUGUGGAAAUGUUCAUAUUUGCGUUCUUGUUAUUAGUUACGUUGGUUCCUCCACAAAUAAAUAUUAAUAAAUAAUCAAUUGUGUUUUGUUCUUGCUUUAGAAGUAGAGGUAAAAUCCGAGGCUUUAUCUACUAUAAUUUGUACAACCUAUUAUAUCACCCCUGUAAAUGUUUAGAGAAUAAACUAAAUAUACAGUAGAGCGUCGAUAAUCCGGAUUAUCAAAAUGUCUGAAUUACAGUUACAGAAUACUGUACAGUUUAUAUAUUUUUUAGCGGUUAAGGC